CUUUGGUCCUGUUUAACAGCGCUCAUGCUUCCACUCCACUUGCACAACUGAGCACUCUCAGAAGUCUCGUCACUCAUGGCUCUAGAAAUCUAUGCUGUGACUGAAGACAUGGAACCGAAGCUCGAAGAGCUCGAAAAUAAUUGCCGGAGCAAUAAAGGGUCACAAGUCGACGGAGAAGGCCAUGAAGCAGAGCCCCGAGACUCUGAAGAUCGGGCUAUCACCAAGCUCCCUGAGGACGAUGAUAAAAAUGUCUGCAUGGAGUCAUUGUACUCGGGAAGCUUGGAGGCGCCGUCGCCUCCUCGUUCUUCCACUUGUUCAUCGUGUUCUUGCGGCUUAAAGGACAAAAUACCACCACGAGAAGAAUAUGUUAAUGAAUAUUUAGAACCACGAGGGCGAACACGUUUCCGCGAUCAGUAUUAUUGUAAGGAUAACAGUGAAUCCCCUCCGCGGAGUUUCAGGCGAGGUCUUUUUCACAAUGCUGGCCAUUCUCAACCGGAUUUCUUCCGCGACACGCCCCCGCCUCUCCGGGAAGGAAAAUACCUAUAUUCUUCUUCGAGUCCCAAGGGAAGAUCUCUCCCCGAUGGCUUCCCUUCUCGCAGCCUCGGGAACCAUGGCUUUGGUCAAAGACCUGUGUCCCACCGAGCCGCGCAAAAGAUAGACAGAUUGCCCCUAAAAAAGGAAUCACCUAAUCUUUCUCGCAAACCAUUUCGAUUCAAUGGGCCUCCUUUUGUUCAGAUGAGUCACUCAUCCCAAAGCUUGAAUCCAACGCCUCUCGGUCCCCCCAACCCGGCUUUGAGCCGAAGAGAUAGAGAAAUUAUCAAAAAAUCAACUAGGGGACGCUUAAAAUAUUCACAGCAUAAUACUUCACACAUUCCAGUCCUGCAGGAUCCGAGGGGCCCUUACGUUGGGAGUGAUCAUUCACUCUCUUCUUCAGAUGCCUCCGAGGGGGUUAUGCCCCAAAGAGAUAGGAAGAAUUUGCGCCACCGAAAGCAGAAAAGAGCUCACACUCGGAUAUUAAAUUCAUGGUCAGAUAGCGAGACUGAUUGUUCGUUUUCUUCUGACCUCUCAAAGGUUGAAAGGCGCGUUCCUUUACGAAAUAGAGGAAUGCCAAAGAAACUUCCUAGGAAAAGAUCGGGACCACAAAAGCAAAAGACUUCUCGUAGCUUAGGUCUCUUAGACCCAGCGACUCACACCAAGAACAAUUACCUAUCUCCUUCCGGGGGGGCUCAACCUGAAAUUGAAGUCCGUGUCGGUUUCUCUGGUCCGCAGGGGAAUUUUCAGCCUCAUAUGGCCGAAAAUUACGUUCCUUCCAAUAUUUCUGGGAAUCUACGCCGCAUAAUCUAUGAGUUUGGCCCUUAUGAUGCACAGCCAAAUAUGAGGCAGGUAGAUGAGGGUGGUGCAGAGCUCAACAUGCAAUCACAUAUUGAGCCGGCGCAGCACAACAGUGCUCAAGGUGAUAAGAGUCAGUGUGGCAAAGAAGCUGCGUCCGGGUUGUGCUGUGCCUGUUCACAAUUGCUGGAAGGUAAAUCCUGCCUGAUGUUUGUCGAGCCGCGAAAUGCAAAGAAUAAGACUUUCGGUGAUGUUUGUGGCAAUAUUAGUGUAGGCAAUUUCAUUGGCAUUGCUGGGUUCGCCUCUGUAGCCAUUGGGAUUACCGCGAGAAUGGUUUCCCGCCUUCUUGUUAAGUGAUGCUUUCUCAAGCUUGAUACUGUUUUGGUUACUGCUGAUGAAGUGAUGUCUUUAUCACACUUUUCUCUUGAUGGAUUUUGCUACCAUUUCCCAGUUAUGUUGCUGUUAUAUGUCCAAUGAUAUCCUAUCUCCCGUCUUGUUCUUCUAGUUGUCCUUUUCUUGAAUUUUGAUGCCAUCUUAUAGCCCACAAGUGCCGUUCCUCCAGCCAUUACAUUGGUGCUUUUGCUGCUCCUGUCACAUGCGAUGCUGUCUUAUAACUGACAAA
Coccidioides immitis RS is the source of this 1951-nucleotide messenger RNA. RefSeq lists its product as uncharacterized. NCBI's taxonomy places the organism in Eukaryota, Fungi, Ascomycota, Eurotiomycetes, Onygenales, Onygenaceae. The record is from RefSeq and is a predicted model, not a curated record. The transcript is spliced from 6 exons. Bases 76 to 1686 code for a protein of 536 amino acids.